This is a messenger RNA of Peromyscus californicus insignis, 4227 nucleotides long. It is a transcript of the gene Mcoln3, whose product is annotated as mucolipin TRP cation channel 3. The coding region runs from base 101 to 1840 and encodes 579 amino acids. Gene Ontology annotation, molecular function: NAADP-sensitive calcium-release channel activity. Lineage: Eukaryota; Metazoa; Chordata; Mammalia; Rodentia; Cricetidae. The record is from RefSeq and is a predicted model, not a curated record. The transcript is spliced from 13 exons. Gene Ontology annotation, cellular component: lysosomal membrane; plasma membrane.
GUGUGAACCUCGCUUGCGGGCGCUCGGGGAGGGAGCCCGAUGUCUCCAGCAGCAGGUGACACAAAGCGGGAGGGUAGGGGCCAGGACACCUGCGCCAGCCAUGGAGGGCGCACAGAGGGGAGCGGAGUGCGAGAUGCACCGGUUUGGCACAACCGGGGCUCCGCCAUGGACCACAGAGAUGGCAAACCCUGAGGUGGCUGGAAGCAGCUGCAGCCCUCACCAGGAUGAAAGUCACUGCACUUUUCACCAGAGCUCGUCCCCCAGUGAAGAGCUUCUCUUAGAAGACCAGAUGAGGCGGAAACUCAAAUUCUUUUUCAUGAAUCCUUGUGAGAAGUUUUGGGCUCGGGGUAGGAAGCCAUGGAAACUCGCCAUACAAAUUCUGAAAAUCGCAAUGGUGACUGUCCAGCUGGUCCUGUUUGGACUGAGUAACCAGAUGGUAGUAGCUUUCAAGGAAGAGAACACCAUAGCCUUCAAACACCUCUUCCUGAAAGGAUACAUGGACCGGAUGGAUGAUACAUACGCAGUGUACACUCAAAACGAUGUGUACGACCAAAUCAUCUUUGCAGUGGGCCAGUACUUGCAGCUUCGCAACAUCUCUGUUGGCAACCAUGCUUAUGAGAACAAGGGGACGCAGCAGUCGGCUAUGGCCAUCUGUCAACACUUCUACAAGCGAGGAACCAUCUGCCCCGGGAAUGAUACCUUUGACAUUGAUCCAGAAAUUGAAACAGAAUGUUUCCUUAUAGAGCCAGAUGAACCUUUUGACAUCAGAACACUUGGAGAAAAUAAACUUAACCUGACCCUGGACUUCUACAGACUCCUGACGGUGGAACUUCAGUUUAAGCUGAAAGCCAUCAAUCUGCAGACAGUUCGCCACCAGGAACUUCCUGACUGUUAUGACUUUACUCUGACUAUAACAUUUGACAACAAGGCUCACAGUGGAAGAAUCAAAAUAAGUUUAGAUAAUGACAUUUCUAUCAGAGAAUGCAAAGACUGGCAUGUAUCUGGAUCAAUUCAGAAGAACACCCACUAUAUGAUGAUCUUUGACGCCUUCGUCAUCCUGACCUGCUUGUCCUCGCUGGUGCUCUGCGCCCGCUCUGUGAUUAGAGGCAUUCAGCUGCAGCAGGAGUUUGUCAGUUUCUUCCUUCUCCACUAUAAGAAGGAAGUUUCCACCUCUGAUCAAAUGGAGUUCAUCAACGGAUGGUAUAUUAUGAUUAUCAUCAGUGACAUACUGACCAUCGUUGGAUCAAUUCUGAAAAUGGAAAUUCAAGCCAAGAGUCUCACAAGCUACGAUGUCUGUAGCAUAUUUCUUGGGACUUCAACUAUGCUCGUGUGGCUCGGCGUCAUCCGAUACCUGGGUUUCUUUGCAAAGUACAAUCUCCUUAUUCUGACCCUGCAGGCAGCGCUGCCCAACGUCAUCAGGUUCUGUUGCUGUGCCGCUAUGAUCUAUCUAGGCUACUGCUUUUGUGGAUGGAUUGUCCUGGGCCCUUACCACGACAAGUUCCGUUCUCUGAACAGGGUCUCCGAGUGCCUUUUCUCUCUGAUAAAUGGAGACGAUAUGUUUUCCACGUUUGCAAAAAUGCAGCAGAAAAGUUACCUGGUGUGGCUGUUCAGCCGAAUCUACCUCUACUCCUUCAUCAGCCUCUUCAUAUACAUGAUUCUGAGCCUUUUCAUUGCGCUGAUCACAGACACGUAUGAAACAAUUAAGCACUACCAGCAAAAUGGCUUUCCAGAAACAGAGCUUCGAAAGUUUAUCGCAGACUGCAAAGACCUCCCCAGCUCUGGAAAAUACAGAUUAGAAGAUGACCCUCCAGCAUCUUUAUUCUGCUGCUGCAAUAAGUAACCAUUGGGCUUCUCUGUGCUCAUAGAGGAAAACAGAGUACGAGGCUGAGUCAGAAACAGUGUGGAUAAUUUGUGAUCACGCAGCAGUAUGUUCAGAGGCUAGUAUUCUGAACUAACUCACAACUAUGACUUAGCAAAACCUGUUUCUAUUUUUAAAAAUAUUUAGUGACUUUGCUGCUUACAUUAGCAUUUUAAAAAAUAAUUGAUUUGGUGAGGGAGCUGCUGGAUCAUUGCUUUGUCUCAGCUGCUGUAGCUCUCGCGUGGGUUCUCUAGGUCCCCUUUUGCCUUACGGUGUGGCUUGUGCCUGCACUGGAAAGUGAGCUCCAGUCUCUCAGUGCCCGUGAAUGACCCAGUGUCCCUCUCUGAGAGUUGGGAUCAUCAUUACACAUCUGACGUCACUGGUCUUAGAGUCUCCCCUUAAAAGAAGACAGAACAAGAGAGAGGCCUCCGGUGUAGCAGAUGCUGCAAUGCCUGGCUCUUAGAGACAGCCGUUGUAUGAUGCUCAUAUUCAUUGAGAAGCUUUCUCUGCCUUUCAGUGGUAAGGUACAAGUCCAAGAAAGUCUAGACAUGAAUAAAGUUAAGUGUGUGCCAAGGGGGUAUUUGAUCAAGCAGUGAUGGUUUUGUUGGCAUCCAAGGAGUGUGGAGAAAUCUAGUGAUAUGCUGUGCCUUCCAAAGGCCCGUCAGUCUCAGCAAAGCCACGUGGGGUCAGGAUCUGUGGCUUUAUGGACUGCAGUUCUAGAACCCAUGCUCAAACUUUUUAAAAAUGAACAUAUAUAGCUUGAAAAGACACUAAAUUAGGCUCUACACUUUGUAGUCUACUGAUGGGCAAGUAUGGAGAUUUUUGUGGUAUAAUAUUCAUUUUGUGUACUAUUUAUCGAUGUAGACAUUAAUUUAGUUAUGUAUAAAACGACUUUAUAAAAGCAUUAAAAUUUUAACAUUUUAAUGUUGCACUAGAGACAUAAUGAAAAUAGCCCAAGAUACUGAAAUCUUUUUUUUAAUUUUUUUUUGUUUUUUGUUUUGUUUUUGAGACAUGGUUUCUCUGUGUAGCCCUGGCUGUCCUGGAACUUGCUGUGUAGACCAGGCUGGACUCGAACUCACAGAGAUCUACCUGCCUCUGCCUCCCAAGUUCUGGGAUAAGGCAUGUCCCCCAAUUGUUCAAAUCUUAGAUGGUUUUUUAAUAAAAAAAAAACCCAGAGCCAGAUAUCAGGGUGAAAGCUGAAAGAUCAGAGAAGCAGAACAGCCAGCCACUAGUUCUUAUCUCCAUGAAAUCCUCAGCCUCAAGAGAGUAAGUUCCUGUUUCCUAACGUCUUAUAUACCUUUCUCUGCCCUGCCUUAUUACUUCCUGGGAUUAAAGGCAUGUGUGCUUCCCAAGCAAAGGCAUGAGAUCUCAAGUGCUGGGAUUAAAGGUGUGUGCCACCACUGCCUGACCUCUAUGUCUAAUCUAGUGGCUGGCUCUGUCCUCUGAUCCUCAGGCAAGUUUAUUGGGGAACACAAUAUAUCAUCAAAUUUCCCUUUUUUUGUCUAAAAUAAUAAAAGAAUGUUAUAACUAAUAUAAUAAAACUAUGUACAAUAAGUACAGUAAGUAUAUACAAUAUAUACAGACAAGAAUUACAUUAACAAUAUCCAGUCCAUUAAUAUUUGACAGAUUCAGAGAAAAUACUCUAUUAUCUAUCUUAUUUUGGUGAGUCCCAAAUGUUGUACCUAAUUCACUUUCUAUCCUAACUUGUAUUACCAACCCAAAACUAUCCUUUGAUGUCAUUCAAACUUAUACACUUUACACAUCUUUAGUGAGUUUCUUUUCUGAAUUUGUUAACAAGGAAAACUAUAACUAUCUAAUCUUCAACUCCCUCAGAGACUCAAGAAGGAAAUAAUAGUACUUAAGUAAGCAAGAAGUGCAAACAAGCAGCUUCCAAAAAAUGUGAGAAAUGACAGCAACAGCCAGCUGCCUGGACAGUCACCCAAGUUUUCUCUGUAACAUUGGGGCAUCCAUCUUUGGCCUACAGGCUUAGCAUAUCUAACAGACUUUUCUGUGAAGCAGGAUUUUCUAAAGAGCAUUCUAACCUUGUUUUGACAAGGUUUGGCAGUCUUUUCUUUUGUGUCCUGCUUGUCCAUUUUGAACAGCACACUGUCAGCAGUCAAGGCAAGGGCAUUUUCUUGCCCAGUGGCUAACUUUUGCCACAAAGAAAGUAAAUUCCAUAUGGAGUUUCUUCAAUGCCCAUCAUCUUCUCUGAAAAAUAAUGGUGCUGCCAGGAGCAGACAUGUCUCAUUGUCAUAAGAAAAGAAAGAAUCUAUGUUAUUAAAACAUCUUGAAUGCCAAAUUCUGUAAUCUCUGAAGUAUUUGAAGAUGACCUGUCUAAAAUAUAUCUCUGUUUGACCUUGAAAAACAUA